AUGGCUAGCAGGCGGCGGCCUCGGCCGGCGGAGGCAGUGGACUCUGCAGCCCCUCCCGGCGGGCACAGCACCAAGCGUCUCCGCGCCGCCGCCGCCGCGGCCUCCUCGCCCUGGCCGUCGAUGCCCGAGGACCUGGGGUCGCGCAUCGCGGAGCGCGUGCUCGCCGGAGACCUGCUCGACUACGUCCGCUUCCGCGCCGUGUGCCCCGGCUGGCGCUCCUGCACCGCGGACCCGCACGGCCGCGGCGUGUCCGACCCCCGCUUCCACCCGCGCGGGUGGACGAUGCUCCCUGAGGGCCAUGGCCUGCACCCGGGCCACGCCAGGCUCCGCGCCCGCGUCCGCUUCUUCAACCGCGGCACGGGCGCCUUCGUGGGCGCCCACCUCCCGCUGCUCGCGGACCACUGCGUCCUCGACUCCCCCGAGGGCCUCCUCCUCCUGCAGCGCGACGCGGACUCCGCCGUCCGCCUCCUCCACCCCUUCACCGGCGACGUCUGCGAGCUCCCGCCGCUGACGUCCCUCAUCCCGCAGCUCGACCGCCUCACGGGCCACCGGCCGCGGCUCGACGCCGACGAGCACAAGGUGCAGUCUUUCGGCAGGGUCUCCGCGGCCGUCGCCGUCGCCCCGACGACCGGCACGGUCACGGUCGUGCUCGCGCACGAGCACAUCUGUCGGUUCGCCCACGCGUCCCCCGGGGACAGGAGGUGGGAGCUCACGGCCUGGAGCACGGACCGCGUGGCCAGAACCCUGGGGUUCCAUGGCAGCCUGUACCUGGCCUGCUGGGGCCACGAGGAGUCAAGCAUCAUGCGCCUAGACCCACCACUGCUCGAGGUGAUCGCCACGCUUCCAUCCAAGCUGAUGAUCCUGCCGCAGCUAGUGGAGUGCGACUCGGAGAUCCUGGUGGUCGGCAGCACCGACGUGUCCUGUUCGCGCCUUGUGGUUGUCAGGCUUGCCGACCUCCUGCUUGGGGAGCCAGCCGCUGCGCCACUGACGAGCAUCGGCGACAACUGCCUCUUCGGCAUGCGUAGCCUGGCCGUCUCCUCCAAGGGGCUGCCUUCCGUCUCCGGGAACUCCAUCGUUCUCUGCGACAGCAUAGAAGAAGAUCGCCUAAUGCAGUACAGCCUCAGCAGUGGCACCUUGUCGCCGGCGUGCGACGGGGACAUCGUCGAGAGCCCACCGCCCAGCCCUCACAGCAUUGUCCACCACCUCGUCACCUGCUGCUACCGCUAUUUUUGGAACAAAGGGCUGAUCUACUGCUCCAGGACGAAGCCUUCAUGGGGGAAGAAACGAAUGUGGCGGCUGGGUUUUGAGCCCUCGAGGAUCGUAGGUGCCACUGGCUGA
Panicum hallii is the source of this 1338-nucleotide messenger RNA. RefSeq lists its product as uncharacterized. The coding region runs from base 1 to 1338 and encodes 445 amino acids. The transcript has 2 exons. The record is from RefSeq and is a predicted model, not a curated record. NCBI's taxonomy places the organism in Eukaryota, Viridiplantae, Streptophyta, Magnoliopsida, Poales, Poaceae.